GAGCGCCUCUCUGGGAUGCAUUCUGUAUGCGGGAAGAGAAUCAGUCCUCCAAUGGAAGUACAUAAAAGCACCGUCCUCCAACAGACUAACAGCAGCAGCAUGUGCGAAUCAACGCAGAGGUCCUGCGAGCCUCGGCGGAAGAGAACGGAGGAGCGCAGCGCUCCGUCAGAGAUGGCUAGGAUCAUCACCGACCCGGCCACGGGGAAGUGCUACUGCCGGGGGAAAGUUUUGGGAAAGGGAGGAUUUGCUAAAUGUUAUGAGAUGACAGACCUCUCCACCGGCAAAGUUUACGCAGCGAAGAUUAUCCCACAUGCGCGCGUAUCCAAGCCUCACCAGCGGGAGAAGAUCGACCGAGAAAUUGAACUGCACAGAGUCCUGCACCACAAAAAUAUCGUGCAUUUUUAUCACCAUUUUGAGGACAAAGAGAACAUCUACAUCUUGCUAGAAUACUGCAGUCGAAAAUCCCUGGCCCACAUUCUGAAGGCGCGCAAAGUGCUUACCGAGCCAGAAGUGCGGUAUUACCUGAGACAGAUUGUUUCUGGACUAAAGUAUCUGCAUGAACAAGAAAUUCUUCACAGGGACCUUAAAUUGGGGAACUUUUUUGUCAGUGAGUCGAUGGAACUGAAGGUCGGAGACUUUGGUCUCGCUGCCAAGUUGGAGCCAGCGGGAAACAGGAGGAAGACGAUCUGCGGGACUCCAAACUACUUGUCCCCUGAGGUCCUCAACAAGCAGGGUCAUGGCUGUGAAUCAGAUAUCUGGGCUCUGGGCUGUGUAAUGUACACUAUGCUGUUGGGCCGACCUCCAUUUGAAACCACCAACUUGAAGGAGACCUACCGGUGUAUAAGAGAAGCACGGUACUCGCUCCCUUCCUCGUUGUCACCGCAGGCGAAGCAGCUCAUUGCCAAUCUGCUGGCCAAGAUUCCAGAAGACAGACCCAAUCUAGACCAUAUUCUGAGACACGACUUCUUCACCCAGGGCUUUAGUCCAGAGCGUCUGUCGCCUAGCUGCUGCCAUUCACCACCAGACUUUCAUGUCUCCAGUCCUGCAAAGAGCUUCUUUAAGAAAGCUGCUGCUGCACUGUUCGGUGGGAAGAGAGAUAAGGUCAAAUACUACGAGACCCUCAACAAGUUAACUAAGGAGGAGGAGGAGAUCUACAAACUACAGCACGACUUGGAGAGGACGGUCAUCAGUCAACAGCAGAGCAGAAAGAUGUCUGAGAAUGGAAGUCUACUUCCGCCAUCUGCCGGGAGCCCCGUUGCCUUAGCAACAGAGAGUCAGUCGCCAGCAACGCAAGACACCAUUCGUCUGAUCGUCAGGGGGAGUCUGGGCAGCUGUAGCAGCAGCAGUGAAUGUCUUGAAGACAACACAACAGGGAGUGUGGCUGAGACUGUUUCCAGUGUGUUAAGAGGAUGCCUAGAAAAUAUGCCUAAAGCAAAUGACACUCCUCAGACGUUAAACAGCUGCAGUCUUCAGUGGGUCACCAAAUGGGUGGACUAUUCCAAUAAGUACGGCUUCGGCUACCAGUUGUCUGAUCACACCGUUGGCGUUCUCUUCAACAAUGGCACCCACAUGAGCCUCCUGCCUGAUAGAAAGACCAUUCAUUACUAUGCUGAGUUAGGCCAGCGCUCUGUCUUUCCCACUUGUGAGGUGCCUGAGCACUUUGUGGGCCAAGUGACUGUGCUGAAGUACUUUUCCCACUACAUGGAGGAAAACCUCAUGGAUGGUGGGGACCUUGGUACUACAACAGAUUCACACAUGCCCCGUCUCUACCUGCUGCAGUGGCUCAAGUCAGACCGCGCCCUCAUGAUGCUCUUUAACGACGGCACCUUCCAGGUUAACUUUUACCAUGAUCACACCAAGAUCAUCCUGUGCUGCCAGAGGGAUGAGUACAUGCUGACGUACAUCAACGAGGAACGAGUCUCUAAAACGUUCAAGCUCAGCUCCCUGCUGACAUCUGGCUGCCCCAACGACCUGCGCCAGCGCUUGGUGUACUCCCUCAACAUGCUCCUUCAGAGAUGCAGCUAAACCCACAAAAAUUGCGUAGACUGAAAAAGUGAAAAUUCCACCCACUGUGUUACUGCAGUGCUGCAGAGGAACAGGAAACCUGCGAGGGAACAGGCGGAUAUUCAGGCUGGGCUUGAGCAAAAUAUAUGAACAUCCCUGCACCGUUUCACUGUCAUGACUCAGCGUUGGUGCAGGUGAAAGUGUAAUGCAGAGAGAGACUGAAAGAGCCUGGGAAAACGAAAUGUAGCACAAUGAAUGUUGAUGGGAAAUAAAGGGCUGAUUUGUACUGUUGGGAAAGAGAGAGAGGACCGUGGAUGUUGGUACGAAUGUGAACCCUACAUGUUGGGCUUUUUGGCAUGUAAUGAGACUAAUGCUGGGCUGGCUCCAGCUUAGGUGUGUACAGAACAGUUGGUUUUAUUCCAGAAGCAUAAAACGAAGCUCUGAACUUUAACAGAGCUCGACUGUGAGAUACUGUAAAUGAUGUACAGUGUAUGUCCAAGCCAUCUCAGCUGUGGAAAGAAAUGACUGGUGUGGAUGUUGAAGGGUUUAAAUGAGUACAUGUUUGUCUGAGCAGGGAGGGGUGUAACAUUACGCUAACUUUUAAAAACUGUGAUUUGUUUCUUAUUGUCUUUAUUUGACAGAUGGUCUCGGCACUCUGAGCGAGAGGUUAUGUAGAAUGACAUUACACCAGGACUUUUUAGAACCAUUUAAGAGCCAUUAUCACCUAGGUAACAAUGUCUUAAAUAACUUAUUGUGUGAUAAAGUGCAGUAUUUAUUUAUUUAAUAAACAAGAGUGUUUUCUAAAAAAAA
Messenger RNA from Xiphophorus hellerii (green swordtail), 2814 nucleotides. RefSeq names its product polo-like kinase 2b (Drosophila) (gene plk2b). Gene Ontology annotation, cellular component: cytoplasm; centrosome; nucleus. The transcript has 14 exons. Gene Ontology annotation, biological process: protein phosphorylation; mitotic spindle organization. Gene Ontology annotation, molecular function: protein serine/threonine kinase activity; ATP binding; protein binding. The record is from RefSeq and is a predicted model, not a curated record. NCBI's taxonomy places the organism in Eukaryota, Metazoa, Chordata, Actinopteri, Cyprinodontiformes, Poeciliidae. Bases 16 to 2025 code for a protein of 669 amino acids.